UCUGGCCCGGACUGCGCCUGCGCGGGCGAGCAAGCGGGGCGGAGGCGGAGCCGCGUAUAAAUGGCGCCCAAGCAGGACCCGAAGCCCAAAUUCCAGGAGGGUGAACGGGUGCUGUGUUUCCAUGGACCUCUUCUCUAUGAAGCUAAGUGUGUAAAAGUUGCCAUCAAAGACAAACAGGUGAAAUACUUCAUACAUUACAGUGGCUGGAAUAAGAAAGAAGUACUAAAAAAGAAAAAGGCCGUAUUGAUCCCCAGGGACAAAACAAAGUCCACAGUUCACAGCUGGGAUGAAUGGGUUCCCGAGAGCAGAGUCCUCAAAUACGUCGACACCAACCUGCAGAAACAGAAAGAACUUCAAAAGGCCAAUCAGGAGCAGUAUGCAGAAGGAAAGAUGAGAGGUGCUGCUCCAGGCAAAAAAACGUCCGGCCUCCAGCAGAAAAAUGUUGAAGUAUUUUUCAGACGAGAUGGAGCGCAUACUGUUUGCGGUUUGGAGUCCCCUGCGAUAUCGACGCGGAAGACCAAAAAGAACAAACAGAAAGCUCUUGGAACCGGUGAAGGAAGCAGCACCAAUGAAAACCCUCAGCCUCCCAGGAAGAAAAGGGCUCGUGUCGACCCCACUGUUGAAAGCGAGGAAACAUUUAUGAACAGAGUAGAAGUCAAAGUGAAAAUACCAGAAGAGCUGAAGCCAUGGCUGGUAGAUGACUGGGACCUGAUCACCCGGCAAAAGCAGCUCUUCUUCCUUCCUGCCAAGAAGAACGUAGACUCCAUUUUAGAGGACUACGCAAACUACAAGAAGUCACGGGGCAACACUGAUAACAAAGAAUAUGCUGUGAAUGAAGUCGUGGCCGGCAUCAAGGAAUACUUCAAUGUCAUGCUGGGCACGCAGCUGCUUUACAAGUUUGAACGGCCUCAGUACGCGGAGAUCUUGGCUGACCACCCCGAUGCACCCAUGUCUCAGGUGUAUGGAGCACCCCACCUCCUGCGGCUGUUCGUCCGGAUUGGCGCAAUGCUGGCCUACACACCUCUCGAUGAGAAGAGCUUGGCCCUGCUGUUGAACUACUUACACGAUUUCCUAAAGUAUCUUGCCAAGAACUCUUCUGCGUUGUUUAGCGCAAGUGACUAUGAGGUUGCACCUCCCGAGUAUCACCGGAAAGCCGUGUAAGCCUCUCUCUGACUGCGGGUGGGAAAGGGGACUGCUGGGAGCGGGGGCCCGUUACCGGAAAAGGGGUCCUUGUUUCACUGCGGCCACACAGCUGCCCACUUCCACGUUCCUCCAUGGCCUCCCUUCCUGUAUGGUUGACACGAAGGUCAAUGGAUAUUACGUCUUCGGAUGGAACUGAUGCCACUCAAUUCCCAAAGGACUGAAUUCUCCUUCGGUCCUGAAACAGAGCGACUUGUCUUCUGGAACGUGUUGUUGCGCCAGUUGGUUUUUUUGGAAUGUUUCUGGGGAAUGUGACAAGACAUUUUGCAGUCCUGAAGUCCCGCAUGCUUCUUGGUCCAUUGUUCUUGCAAACCAAGCGUUUACUGGCUGAUGGUCACUUAUAGGGAGGUGCCAUCUUCUUUUUUUCCUGCCCCAAAACAAACUCUUAUGAUGAAGAGAAUGGGGGAGGACCAAACACAGUUGUGCAGCUACAUUGUUGUGGAAGAAGUGUGUGUGUGUAUGUGCGUGAAGGAGUCGGGGGGUGUGUGUGUUUGUGUUCAUUUAACUUGUUUGUGUUGGGAGGGUACAUGUCCUAAGUCUCCGUUCUUUUGCCUGCCUAGUUCGAGAAUUGUGGUGUAAUUUUGUCUGUUGGGUUUGUUUGAACGCACCUUCUUUAAUGUAGGAUGGAACGACCAUCACCCCCCUCUCUUUCAAGGGUCCUCAAAUAAACUUUUAUAUUUCAACUGGUCAA
Messenger RNA from Anolis sagrei ordinatus, 1891 nucleotides. RefSeq names its product mortality factor 4 like 1 (gene MORF4L1). Gene Ontology annotation, biological process: regulation of DNA-templated transcription; chromatin organization. Gene Ontology annotation, cellular component: NuA4 histone acetyltransferase complex; nucleus. NCBI's taxonomy places the organism in Eukaryota, Metazoa, Chordata, Lepidosauria, Squamata, Anolidae. The record is from RefSeq and is a predicted model, not a curated record.